Messenger RNA from Xenopus laevis (African clawed frog), 2625 nucleotides. Its product is annotated as vomeronasal type-2 receptor 26-like. The transcript is spliced from 6 exons. The coding region runs from base 1 to 2625 and encodes 874 amino acids. Lineage: Eukaryota; Metazoa; Chordata; Amphibia; Anura; Pipidae. The record is from RefSeq and is a predicted model, not a curated record.
AUGAUAGUCCUGUGUGUGGGACCCUGCAGACCUGGGAAUCAGCCCAUCAAUCCAUCCUGUCAUCUGGAGAUCAUUAAAGUAGUUCAGGAACAUGAAUAUAUACAAGAAGGAGACAUUAUGAUUGGAGGAGUGAUGACUGCACAUUUAGAUAUGAUUAAUGUUACAUUUCCGUUGACUGAUUCUGAGAGAUUCCUGUGCAUUGAUCCCAUCCCACAGAAUUUUAGGCAUUUUAUUGAUUUUCGAUUUGUAGUUGAGCAAACUAACAAAGAUCCCACCCGGUUACCCAACUUGACUCUGGGAUACCAUAUAUACGAUUCCUGUGGGAACCCAAAGAAGGCUGUGAGGAGUGUAUUCCAAAUAUUAUCUGGUACCAGGGAGCCGGUUCCCAAUUACUCCUGUGUGGGAAAGAGAAACAUUGCUGGAUUUAUUGGGGAUAUUUCAUCACAAACAACUGUGCCCAUAGCUCAAAUUCUAACAAUUUUGGGAUAUUCCCAGAUCAGUUAUGGAGCUACAGACCCAUCAUUAAGUGAGAGAAUCACCUUCCCAUAUUUUUUCCGGACAGUACAGAGUGAGGAAAGCAGUUAUUUUGCUUUAGGAAAGUUGUUGAGACAGUUUGGCUGGACCUGGGUUGGAAUAAUUACAUCUGAUGAUAUCAGUGGAGAUGAAGAACAUCAGCACCUGAGCAAAUAUCUCUACAGUGAAGGCAUCUGCAUAGAGUUCACCGUAAGACUAAAAAUUAAUGAUCUCACUUCUGUGUAUACAGACCAUGAUUCUGCCAUUAUUUACCUCUCAUCUACCAGCAUUAUUUUACUUUGUGGAACAGUUUCUUUAUUUUUUAUUCUACAAUUGUCUCAUGUGACAUCUGUACUUCUGAAAAAGACAUUGAUACUAACCAACAACUGGGGAGCCAAUGAUAUGGUCUUUGAUUAUGAACAACAAAUAUUUAAUUGCAGUUUGGUGUUUGUGCCAGGUUAUCAUUAUCAUCUAGAUACUCCAGAAAUGAAGAGCUUUUUAGAGAAUUUACAUCCUUCAACAUUCCCAAAGGACAUGUUACUUGAAGAUAUUUGGAUGAUUUUUCAUUUGUGUUUGUCAGAAGAUCCAAACAAGAAUCAUUUAUAUGAAUAUAUCUACCUUAAGAGGCUCCAGAACUGUACUGCACAGAAACAUAUAACAGAUCUUCAAUGUUUUACAUCUGAUAACAGCUCUCCUCAAGUGCAUCUUGCUGUAGAUAUAAUGUCUCAGGCACUUCAUGAUAUGAAUAUGCAGCUUAAUGAGAAAUCUGUGAAAAACAGAGAAAAGCAUCAUUAUGUGCACCAGCAAUGGGGUUCUGGGCUACAGCUCCAGCCAACAGCAGCGGCCGUAUCUGUGACUGCUCGCCUGGGACUGACCAGCUCCUCCAGAACUACCAUCAGCUAUAGGUCCCACUCCCAGUCCUGCAGCAAUGUCCCUUCUUCUUCCUACAGGAGGGCUUCCAGGGGGGCUGGAUACCUGUGCACAGAAGCAGUCGAUCUGUCUCAAACUUCAGCGGUGAAUAACGAGUACAAGAUCAUUCGCACCAACGAGAAGGAGCAGCUGCAGGGGUUGAUCCCAAGAGCUCAAUGUUCAGACAGUUGUCUCCCCGGCUUCAGGAAGGCACCAAGUUCCACAGCCCAAUCCUGCUGUUAUGACUGUGUCUUGUGUUCUGAGGGAGAGAUCUCCAAUAUAACCGAUAGCACAAGCUGCUUCAAAUGCCCAGACAUGGAGUGGCCCAAUGAGGGGAAGAAUCAUUGUAUUGCGCGCAAGGAAGAUUUUCUUUCAUACACAAAUGAUCACAUUUCUGUGUUUAUAUCAUCUAGUUCUAUUCUUCUUUUCAUUAUAAAUCUACUAAUAUUAAGAGUUUUCAUUUCAUACUGGGACACCCCCAUUGUGAGAGCCAACAACAGGAGCCUCAGCUUCCUCCUCCUUGUCUCCAUCAAGCUGAGCUUCCUCAGUGUGUUUCUGUUCCUUGGUCGCCCUGUGGAUAUAACCUGCAUGCUGCGUAACAUCACUUUUGGAAUCACCUUCUCCAUAGCUGUCUCUUCUCUCCUGGCCAAGACUAUCAUGGUUUACAUUGCUUUCAAAGCCACCAAGCCAGGGAGCUCAUGGAGAAAAUGGGUGGGAGUCAAACUGUCCAAUUCUGUAGUCUUCUUCUGCUUAUCCAUUCAAAUAAUAAUCUGCAUGACUUGGUUGGCCAUUUCUCCUCCCUUUCAGGAACUGGACCUUCACACUUACCCUGGAACCAUCAUCAUUCAGUGCAAUGAGGGCUUAGCUAUUGGCUUUUACUCAGUUAUUGGGUAUAUGGGGCUUCUGGCAGCUGUUAGUUUUGUUUUAGCAUUUUUAGCUCGGACAUUACCGGACAGUUUUAAUGAGGCCAAGUACAUCACUUUCAGCAUGCUGCUCUUCUGCAGUGUUUGGAUCACAAUGAUCCCGGCCUAUCUGAGCACCAAAGGCAAAAACACUGUGUGUGUGGAGAUAUUUGCCAUACUCACCUCAAGUGCUGGACUUUUAUUCUGUAUAUUUCUGCCAAAGUGUUUUUUAAUUUUAUUUAGACAUGAGAUGAACACAAAAUCCCAUUUACUUGGAAACAAAACCUUACAACCUACAUAA